AUGGCUGUUUGUGUGCCGCAGGCCUGGAGUCAGUUUGCGUCGCAUCUGGAGGAUUUCGCUCGUCCUCAGCACCUGAGCUCUGCCCUGUCCUGCCUCAACCUGCUGGUGACCGAUGCUCUCCAUCACGUCCCAGACGUCAUCGCAUAUCUGUCUCGCCUCCGCAACCAGAGCGUCUUCAACUUCUGUGCCAUUCCUCAGGUGAUGGCGAUAGCGACUCUGUCGGCAUGCUACAACAAUCCUCAGGUGUUUCAGGGUGUGGUGAAGAUCCGGAAGGGUCAGGCGGUGACGCUCAUGAUGCAGGCCACAAACAUGGGUGCAGUCCAGAGCAUCAUCGCGCAGUACAGUCAGGAGAUCCUGCAGAAAGUGUCCGGCACGGAUCCGUCCCGAGAGAAGACGCUGAGUAUCCUAAGCCUCAUCCACGAGAAGAGCCUGUCUCCAGCCGCGCUGUCGUCCCGAGCGCACCACAUCUCUCCCGUCUACGUCUCGGCCGCCAUGCUGUUAGCGGCGCUCAGCUGGCAGUAUCUGAACGCCACAAGCGGCCAGCCACCGAGGGGCGCCGAUAUGCAGCCACACUGAGACCCAAAGCAGCCCAGAACUCUCUCUGCCAAACCACAGCACGAGUCUGGGAUCUUUAGGGUUCUUUCUGUUUCACUAAAAGUCCUUCAGGUCAUUUUCACCCCAAAAUCAAAUGAGAAAAUGAUAAG
Molecule: messenger RNA, 704 nt
Organism: Sinocyclocheilus grahami
Lineage: Eukaryota; Metazoa; Chordata; Actinopteri; Cypriniformes; Cyprinidae
Product: squalene synthase-like
Exons: 3
Coding region: 1-576 (191 amino acids)
Biological process (GO): farnesyl diphosphate metabolic process; cholesterol biosynthetic process
Cellular component (GO): endoplasmic reticulum membrane
Molecular function (GO): squalene synthase [NAD(P)H] activity
Source: RefSeq, a predicted model, not a curated record